Messenger RNA from Salvelinus namaycush (lake trout), 3548 nucleotides. RefSeq names its product mucin-1-like. Lineage: Eukaryota; Metazoa; Chordata; Actinopteri; Salmoniformes; Salmonidae. The record is from RefSeq and is a predicted model, not a curated record. The transcript has a single exon. The annotation marks the transcript as partial.
GCGCACCCACCACACACUCUAACCAGAUCCUACUGGAGACAGGGGCUGUACUGGGAACUGCUGCGCCCACCACACACUCUAACCAGAUCCUACUGGAGACAGGGGUCGUACUGGGAACUGCUGCUCCCACCACACACUUUAACCAGAUCCUACUGGAGACAGGGGUUGUACUGGGAACUGCUGCUCCCACCACACACUUUAACCUGAUCCUACUGGAGACAGGGGUUGUACUGGGAACUGCUGCUCCCACCACACACUCUAACCAGAUCCUACUGGAGACAGGGGUUGUACUGGGAACUGCUGCUCCCACCACACACUCUAACCAGAUCCUACUGGAGACAGGGGUUGUACUGGGAACUGCUGCUCCCACCACACACACUAACCAGAUCCUACUGGAGACAGGGGUUGUACUGGGAACUGCUGCUCCCACCACACACUCUAACCAGAUCCUACUGGAGACAGAGGUUGUACUGGGAACUGCUGCUCCCACCACAUACUCUAACCAGAUCCUACUGGAGACAGGGGUUAUACUGGGAACUGCUGCUCCCACCACACACUCUAACCAGAUCCUACUGGAGACAGGGGUUGUACUGGGAACUGCUGCUCCCACCAAACACUCUAACCAGAUCCUACUGGAGACAGGGGUUGUACUGGGAACCGCUGCUCCCACCACACACUCUAACCAGAUCCAACUGGAGACAGGGGUUGUACUGGGAACUGCUGCUCCCACCACACACUCUAACCAGAUCCUACUGGAGACAGGGGUUGUACUGGGAACCGCUGCUCCCACCACACACUCUAACCAGAUCCUACUGGAGACAGGGGUCGUACUGGGAACUGCUGCUCCCACCACACACUUUAACCAGAUCCUACUGGAGACAGGGGUUGUACUGGGAACUGCUGCUCCCACCACACACUCUAACCAGAUCCUACUGGAGACAGGGGUUGUACUGGGAACUGCUGCUCCCACCACACACUCUAACCAGAUCCUACUGGAGACAGGGGUUGUACUGGGAACUGCUGCUCCCACCACACACUCUAACCAGAUCCUAAUGGAGACAGGGGUUGUACUGGGAACUGCUGCUCCCACCACACACUCUAACCAGAUCCUACUGGAGACAGAGGUUGUACUGGGAACUGCUGCUCCCACCACACACUCUAACCAGAUCCUACUGGAGACAGGGGUUGUACUGGGAACUGCUGCUCCCACCACAUACUCUAACCAGAUCCUACUGGAGACAGGGGUUGUACUGGGAACUGCUGCUCCCACCACACACUCUAACCAGAUCCUACUGGAGACAGGGGUUGUACUGGGAACCGCUGCUCCCACCACACACUCUAACCAGAUCCUACUGGAGACAGGGGUUGUACUGGGAACCGCUGCUCCCACCACACACUCUAACCAGAUCCUACUGGAGACAGGGGUUGUACUGGGAACUGCUGCUCCCACCACACACUCUAACCAGAUCCUACUGGAGACAGGGGUUGUACUGGGAACCGCUGCUCCCACCACACACUCUAACCAGAUCCUACUGGAGACAGGGGUUGUACUGGGAACUGCUGCUCCCACCACACACUCUAACCAGAUCCUACUGGAGACAGGGGUCGUACUGGGAACCGCUGCUCCCACCACACACACUAACCAGAUCCUACUGGAGACAGGGGUCGUACUGGGAACUGCUGCUCCCACCACACACUCUAACCAGAUCCUACUGGAGACAGAGGUUGUACUGGGAACUGCUGCUCCCACCACAUACUCUAACCAGAUCCUACUGGAGACAGGGGUUAUACUGGGAACUGCUGCUCCCACCACACACUCUAACCAGAUCCUACUGGAGACAGGGGUUGUACUGGGAACUGCUGCUCCCACCAAACACUCUAACCAGAUCCUACUGGAGACAGGGGUUGUACUGGGAACCGCUGCUCCCACCACACACUCUAACCAGAUCCAACUGGAGACAGGGGUUGUACUGGGAACUGCUGCUCCCACCACACACUCUAACCAGAUCCUACUGGAGACAGGGGUUGUACUGGGAACCGCUGCUCCCACCACACACUCUAACCAGAUCCUACUGGAGACAGGGGUCGUACUGGGAACUGCUGCUCCCACCACACACUUUAACCAGAUCCUACUGGAGACAGGGGUUGUACUGGGAACUGCUGCUCCCACCACACACUCUAACCAGAUCCUACUGGAGACAGGGGUUGUACUGGGAACUGCUGCUCCCACCACACACUCUAACCAGAUCCUACUGGAGACAGGGGUUGUACUGGGAACUGCUGCUCCCACCACACACUCUAACCAGAUCCUACUGGAGACAGGGGUUGUACUGGGAACUGCUGCUCCCACCACACACUCUAACCAGAUCCUACUGGAGACAGAGGUUGUACUGGGAACUGCUGCUCCCACCACACACUCUAACCAGAUCCUACUGGAGACAGGGGUUGUACUGGGAACUGCUGCUCCCACCACAUACUCUAACCAGAUCCUACUGGAGACAGGGGUUGUACUGGGAACUGCUGCUCCCACCACACACUCUAACCAGAUCCUACUGGAGACAGGGGUUGUACUGGGAACCGCUGCUCCCACCACACACUCUAACCAGAUCCUACUGGAGACAGGGGUUGUACUGGGAACCGCUGCUCCCACCACACACUCUAACCAGAUCCUACUGGAGACAGGGGUUGUACUGGGAACUGCUGCUCCCACCACACACUCUAACCAGAUCCUACUGGAGACAGGGGUUGUACUGGGAACCGCUGCUCCCACCACACACUCUAACCAGAUCCUACUGGAGACAGGGGUUGUACUGGGAACUGCUGCUCCCACCACACACUCUAACCAGAUCCUACUGGAGACAGGGGUCGUACUGGGAACCGCUGCUCCCACCACACACUCUAACCAGAUCCUACUGGAGACAGGGGUCGUACUGGGAACUGCUGCUCCCACCACACACUCUAACCAGAUCCUACUGGAGACAGGGGUUGUACUGGGAACCGCUGCUCCCACCACACACUCUAACCAGAUCCUACUGGAGACAGGGGUCGUACUGGGAACUGCUGCUCCCACCACACACUCUAACCAGAUCCUACUGGAGACAGGGGUUGUACUGGGAACCGCUGCUCCCACCACACACUCUAACCAGAUCCUACUGGAGACAGGGGUCGUACUGGGAACUGCUGCUCCCACCACACACUCUAACCAGAUCCUACUGGAGACAGGGGUUGUACUGGGAACCGCUGCUCCCACCACACACUCUAACCAGAUCCUACUGGAGACAGGGGUCGUACUGGGAACCGCUGCUCCCACCACACACUCUAACCAGAUCCUACUGGAGACAGGGGUCGUACUGGGAACUGCUGCACCCACCACACACUCUAACCAGAUCCUACUGGAGACAGGGGUUGUACUGGGAACUGCUGCUCCCACCACACACUCUAACCAGAUCCUACUGGAGACAGGGGUUGUACUAGGAACUGCUGCUCCCACCAGUCUGCAUGCAGCUCCUGAUAAAUGGGAUGUCUUGGGGACUGACUUCAACCCUUAG